AUGGCAGCACCAGGGGCAGCAGGCCCAGAAAUAAUUCAGAAUGCUGAGGAUGCUGGGGCCACAGUGGUGAAGUUUCUGUAUGAUGACUGCUGCCAUCUGGUGGAUGGUGAUGACACUGGGGGAUUUAGCCAUCCUGGUCUCAAGGAAUUUCAGGGCCCCUCAUUAUUUGCAUACAAUAAUGCAGCUUUCACCAAAGAAGACUGGAAAGGCAUACGUAUGAUAGAUGACAGUAUAAAGGAGGAUGAUGCUUUGAAAGUGGGGAGGUUUGGCCUGGGUUUCAAGUCUGUUUUUCAUAUUACAGAUCUCCCCUGUGUGAUAAGUGGCCAGUACAUGGCUAUGAUUGAUCCCUACAGAGAAUAUUUCAAACCAAAGGCUGCUGAAAGAUGGCGUCUUAAAGAUAUAGCGACAUUUCACCAACAGUACAAACCAUUCCUUGGUGUAUUUGACUGUUCUGCUGAAACAUUUCAAGAGAACCCCUAUAAUGGUACCUUGUUCCGUUUCCCUCUUCGUAAUGCUGGUCAUGUUCAACAUCGUCAUGCUCAACCCAUAUCAAGCAAUAUAUAUGACAGGGACAGUAUCGAAGAACUAUUUGAAGCCUUCCAAGAGGAGGCACUCCUGGUGUUACUUUUCCUUAGGUCUGUUGAAAAGAUUGAGAUGUACAGACGAGAUCAUGAGGAAACCAAGUUGCUAUUUGCUGUAGAAAUAAGUAACAUUGAAGAUGUCAAGAAUAAGAGGCAACAAUUCAAUAGCAAGUUACCAGAUCAUUUGAAAAGAUUACGAGUCAGCAAUAAAGAACUUAAUUCUUUGCAAGAGACCUAUCCAAUAAUCCUGAAGUCUGAAAACCAUCAAAAUAAACAGAAAGAUGAACAGACCUAUUUAGUCACCACUUUUUGUAGUGGUACCAUUAAGUCUCAGGAAUUUGUGAAAAAACCAGACUGUGUGAAGAACAUCCCAUUGGUGGGUAUUGCAAUGCCUUUAACGUUGAACAAUCCCCAAGAGGGGGUGCUAGUUUCAGAUUCUGAUCAUAAGACCAGUGAUGAGAAUUUAACUGCUAGAGAAGAUUCACCAAAUUGCCCAGAUCCAGUAAGAAUAUUUCACAGUCAAGCAACAAGUCAUUGCACAUUGCCACACGAAAAUGCAUCAAGUGUCGAGAAGAAAACAUCUGGUCAUGUGUUUUGUUCACUUCCAUUACCUCUGGCUGAUAGUCGAGGCACAGGUCUCCCAGUUCAUGUGAAUGGCUUCUUUGAACUCACCCCAGAGAGAAGUGACUUACAGUGGCCCACCACAGAUGACAAGCACACACAGGACAAGUCCAAGGCUUGGAACCAGCACUUGCUGGUGGACGUUCUUCCCUGUGCAUAUCAGGAGCUUCUUUUUCAAGCUACAAUGGAUCAAGGUAUCUCUAUCUCUCCCGAGCAGGUUAUUGGCUGCUUCCCAGAUGAGGAAAAGGUGGAUGAAAAGUGGAAGAAGAUAAUGCCUAGAGUCUAUGCACAGCUCUUUCAGUGUAAUAUGUUUUACACUAAGGCCUAUGAUGGCAUGUGGAAAUCUCUUGAUGAUGCUGUGAUUGUUGAUUUUCCAGACAAUCCAUCCCUGUGUGAGGCAGUAUAUGAAAUCAUGCUGUUAACAGGGCACUGUCCUCUCAAACUUCCAUCAUUUGUGCUUGAUGCAAUCCAGAACUUUUGUCCUAAAAAGGACAGAUUGAAUUUUGUCUCAAAAGAUAUCAACCACCAGCUUGUGAAAGAUUCUUUGACUAGUCACGAUGGUUAUUGCAAGUUCCCCAACACUCAGAAGUUUGAACUGCUGAGGUAUCUACUUGAUAAACUGCCAGUUGUGAAACUCCAAGGUUUGAAACUUUUGCCUUUGGCUGAUGGUACAUUUACAACAUUCUCUUCAAUACAUAGAUCUCAACCUGUAUACAUUGCUGCAAAUGACAUGAUACAACUAUUUGCUGGACUUGAAAAAAGGUUCCUGCAUUCCAGUGAUGAAGUUGUAAAAGAAAAAUUGACAAGAUCAGCCAAAUCAGGCAGGGGUGAAACUCAGCUGUGUAUGCUUGAUGAAAAGGGGUUCAGCCAACUCUUACCUGAUGCAGUCCAAGCAAAAAAGUUGAAAAACAACACAGACCUAGAUCCACAGAACAGAGCCUGGCUUGAUAAAGUGUGGGGUUACCUGUACCAGAAUUUCCAAGAUUUGCAGAGGUUUGAAGGUUUGCCAAUUCUUCCAGUUCAUCUUAAUGAUGGAAGGUUUGUUCAGUUAGAUCUGCCUGCAAGAUCAUCUUCAAUUAGCAUUCAGCUUGUACAGCACCAAGGUAAAAGCAUAUCUGAAGAUAUAGCAAAGCUUCUGGAAACUCUUGGUGUGCCUCUUGCAACUUCAGUACUUGAUAAGGCUGGAAACCACCAAACAAUAUUUGACCAUUGGGUAGCACUCCCCUCACCAGAUGGUGUAUUACAGUCCUUGUCAAGGCAGUACCAAUACAAAGGAAAUGAAGUUAUAACUGUCUUCAACAAACUUGAUGCUUCUGUUAGAAAAGUCUUCAGAACAUUCAUAUCACAGUCUGGUGACAUAGAAAGGCACAAGAAUAUAGUGAGAAAGCUUGAAAUCUUCCCAAGAAUUGAGAUUGGUCCUCAGUGUAACUCAGCUGAAUUUGAUGAAAAAGCAAAGAUGGACGAAAAACUGCUGGCACUGGAUGAUGCCAAGGAUGCAGUGAAAUUGAAAUAUCUUCCCCAGGUGUUGUUACCUUGGGCCAUUAUAGAUGUUACUUUGCCUGAGUGUGAACAUCUUGUGAAGGUCCUUGGCCAGUGUGUCAUCCACACGCAAGUGUCCAUAUUUUCCACACAUAUCCUACCAGACACUAAAAGAUACAUGAAAGAUAUUUCAUUGUUCAUGCUACAACAUAGUGAGCUAAUCAAUGAAAAGGAAAUAGUGGAACAGGCUCAACGUCUCCAUUGCAUUCCAACCAGAAAUGGUUUUGCUCUGCCUAGUAAAACUUGCAACCCACAAAGUAGAAUUCUCCAAGAGUUAUUUAAAGAUCAGGAUGUCUUUCCAGUUGAUCCUUUUACUGAGGGCACCAUCAUUCCACAACUGGUAAAAGUUGGCAUGAAAAAUGAAGAUGAUGUGACAGCAGAUGAUAUUUUGACAGCUGUCAAAGAUGUUGAGACCAGAGCAGCUACCGCAGCAGACCCAACUAGUUGUGAAGUAUUGAAAAGAAAGUCCCAGGCCAUUGCGUCUUUCCUUGGGAAGCGACCAAGACUGCUUCAACAGUUUCCCUUAUCCAUUCCUAAAAAUGUCUGUAAUCUCAAAGGUCUUUUGUUGGACCUACACUGGUUGCCCAUGUGUUGUGAGCCACCCAAAAAUAUACCAUAUCCAAUAAGCCUACCAUGGUGGAAUGAUACUAAGAUAUUCCAAAAGCCAACCACUCUAAAGAAGAUGAAUGACGUAUCAACGUACUUGAUAGGUUCUGUGCAGCCACUUUGGGAAGGAAUACCAGGAGACAAAGAAGCUGAAGCCUCAAUUGUUGAACAUUUCAAUAUGGAUUCUCCACCCGAUGUCAGGUCUGUAGUUCAGCAGCUUGCUGUACUUCAGAAGAAUUACAACGAAGAAGAAAAGACAUUGUUUGAAUUGAUUGUAAACAAGAUUUACCACUUUUUGGAGCAGCAUGCAGAAGCUGCCAUAGCAGAGGUUGGUAAGCAGGCUCUCAGCCAGUGGAUUUGGCAUGGCAGUGGGUUUGCUUCUCAAGAUCAGGUGCUUUGUUCAGACUCUGUUUUNAUGAAGAUAGGCUGUAGUGAAGAGGUUAGUGUCAAGUUAUCUCUGAAGCUCAGGUUGAAGUUCAUGAAAUGGGAGGUUGUCAGAAACUCCGAUAAUGUGCAGCUAUCAACUGAUUCUCCCUUUAUCUUAAUUACCCCUGUGAUGGUGAUGACCAUGCUGUUUCGUGUCUUUAGCUAA
This is a messenger RNA of Lingula anatina, 3939 nucleotides long. Its product is annotated as sacsin-like. The record is from RefSeq and is a predicted model, not a curated record. Gene Ontology annotation, molecular function: Hsp70 protein binding. Lineage: Eukaryota; Metazoa; Brachiopoda; Lingulata; Lingulida; Lingulidae.